AUGUCCUCCUCGAUAGUCCAAUACGUAGUAGUCCGAGGUGACCUCCUCAAAGAACUAAAAUGGCCUGUUGGUGCAGUACUGGCUCAAGCCUGCCACGCAGUUACUGCUGUAACUCACUUGUUCUACGAAGACGAACAAACGAAACUCUAUUUACAGGACUUGGACAAUAUGCACAAAGUUGUCUUGGAGGCUCCCGACGAACAAAGCAUAGUAAAUUUAAGAAAUAAAUUGGAAGAGAAUAGUGUUAAACAUAAAAUGUGGAUCGAGCAACCUGAAAAUAUACCUACGUGUUUAGCUGUGAAACCUUAUCCUAAGGAAGAAGUACAGAAGUAUUUUAAAAAGUUUAAAUUAUUCAAAACAUAA
Messenger RNA from Ceutorhynchus assimilis (cabbage seed weevil), 363 nucleotides. The record is from the annotation of a GenBank genome assembly. Lineage: Eukaryota; Metazoa; Arthropoda; Insecta; Coleoptera; Curculionidae.